Molecule: messenger RNA, 4118 nt
Organism: Ceratotherium simum simum (southern white rhinoceros)
Lineage: Eukaryota; Metazoa; Chordata; Mammalia; Perissodactyla; Rhinocerotidae
Source: RefSeq, a predicted model, not a curated record
AUGAUAAAACCAGGAUAUGAUUCACAUAUUUAUUUUUUCCUUCUUCCAUCUCCCAUAAACAUAACAGGACUGAACGCAACAGAAGAGGCCGUUGGUAUGCCUCCAAGUGACCCCUCGCCCGCUCGCACCACUGCAUUCUCACCCACAAGCAUCUCUGAAAGAGGAAAUGACUCCUCAGAGACCACACGUCUUCCUAGCCCAGGCAGCACCUCAGCUGAAGUGUUGCUGAUCUCUCUGGAUAAUGCUAGUGCUCCUGCUUUGACAGGUUGGCACGGAUAUCGUCCUGGGAUGUACACGGAGAACUCAGGUGCCACCUUCCCAUCAGGGAACUUAAAGACGGGUGUCACAACAUCACCGACGCCUCACCUUUCCACGCAUGCAGCCUUGCAGGCGUCCUCUGCCGGAUCUGACACUCAGACACUCAGCAGCCAGGCUGCCGCUCUCCCACGCACCCCUGCUCCGGGCAGGAAUGACACACCAGGUGUUCCAGAAGAGACGAUUACAUCCAGCACCUUCCCUGCAGACACACCUUUGACACCAGUAGCCACCCUCAGCCCUGCACACAGCAGCUCUGCUGCCUUACCUUCACGCAUCUCCAACAUCACCACCAAAGAUAACUCCUCAGGUUUGACUAUGAUGCUUGAGGUGGUUCAGGUUAUGGAUGAAGAAAUGGAAACUUGGAAUUUAAUGCAGCUCUUAUUUCACAUGAAAUAUUAUUUAUCUGCACCAUACGCCCACUGCACCACCCACUCUGAGUCCUGCAACAGUCAUGGCCUCUCCAGCCGCUCCCACACUUCUACUCCACGUCAGCCAUCAUGUGGGGACAAAUAUGAAAAAAUCUCUGUGGACUACCAUUAUGACAAGACAAACAACUAUUUUAAUGCAAAACUAAAUGUUGGUGAUGUAGUGGAAUGUGCAUCUACUGAUAAAAAUAUUACGUGUGUAAACAAUACAAUUAGUUUGAAGGGCCUACAAGAAUGUGAAAUUUUCGCUGUUGAUAUAUCUCAUGAUUCGUGUUCUACUCCACAUAAAAGUUUACAGUUAGUAGUACCACCAGAUCCUCAAAAUUUUACACUAGUUGAGUGUGUAGAGGCUGAUAAAGCAGAUACCUCUAUUUGUUUACAAUGGAACAAAAGUGGCGCUACUUGUGAAAAAGAUAAAAUUGCAUACAAAUUUCAAUGUGAUCAUUCACCUUCAUCUAAUGUGACAUAUUCAUCUAAUGGGACACAAUUUAAAGCAGAAGGCCUUGAACCUAACCGUAAUCAUACUUGCCAUUCACAAAUAAUCUAUAAUAAUCAUUUGCUUAUUAAUAAAACAGAAAUUAUUGCAACAGAUUUUGGAAUUCCAAAAGGGCCUGAAAAUCUUAUGUGUGGAAAUAAAAGCUCAGAUCAAGGAGAGAUUACCUGGAAACCCCCUCAAAAUUCUUUUGACAACUUUACUCUUUGUUAUCAGAACACUUCAGAUCAAAAAUGCUUCCAUCCGGAUAAAAGUCAGACCAAAUAUGAUUUGCAAAAUUUGAAACCUUAUACAAAAUAUAGUGUAUCAUUACGUGCCCAUGUCACCGGAAAAGUACUACGGAGUGGAACUGCUGUGACAUGCACUUUUACAACAGGAACAGCACCUCCAAGCAAGGUCAGGAACCUGAAGGUUUUGCGGAAUUCAGAUAAUAGUGUGACUGUGACUUGUGACAGUCCUGAGGAUGUUAAUGGCCCCAGCCCAUACAACUACUCUUUGAAAGUCAAAACUGGAGAGUACCUGGCUAGAGAGGAAACAGGCAAAAAUUGCCACUUCUCUGUAGAAAACCUUCAGUAUUCAACAACAUAUACGUUUGAGGUCUACUAUAAUAAUAAGAAACAUCAUGGACUUUCAAAAAGUGUUUCAGAAACAACAUCUUAUAAUUCUAAAGCCUUGAUUAUAUUUCUGGUAUUUCUUAUUAUUGUGACAUCAAUAGCCCUGCUGAUUGUCCUCUAUAAAAUCUAUGAUCUGCAUAAGAAAAGAUCCAGCAAUUUAGAUGAACAACAGGAGCUUGUUGAAAGGGAUGAUGAGAAACAGCUGAUGAACGUGGAGCCAAUCCAUGCAGAUAUUUUGUUGGACACUUACAAGAAAAAGAUUGCUGACGAAGGAAGACUUUUUCUGGCUGAAUUUCAGAGCAUUCCACGGGUGUUCAGCAAGUUUUCUAUCAAGGAUGCUCGAAAACCCUUUAACCAAAAUAAAAACCGUUAUGUUGACAUCCUUCCUUAUGAUUACAACCGUGUUGAACUCUCUGAUAUAAAUGGAGAUGCAGGGUCAAAUUAUAUCAAUGCCAGCUAUAUUGAUGGUUUCAAAGAACCCAGGAAAUACAUUGCUGCACAAGGUCCCAGGGAUGAAACUGUUGAUGAUUUCUGGCGGAUGAUCUGGGAACAGAAAGCCACGGUUAUUGUCAUGGUCACUCGAUGUGAAGAAGGAAACAGGAACAAGUGUGCAGAAUACUGGCCAUCAAUGGAAGAGGGCAGCCGGGCUUUUGGAGAUGUUGUUGUGAAGAUCAAUGAGCACAAAAGAUGUCCAGAUUAUAUCAUUCAGAAGCUGAAUGUUACAAAUAAAAAAGAAAAAGUAACCGGAAGAGAGGUGACUCACAUCCAGUUCACCAGCUGGCCGGACCACGGGGUGCCCGAGGACCCUCACCUGCUCCUCAAGCUGCGACGGCGCGUGAACGCGUUCAGCAACUUCUUCAGCGGCCCCAUCGUGGUGCACUGCAGCGCUGGUGUGGGACGCACAGGCACCUAUAUCGGCAUUGACGCCAUGCUGGAAGGCCUGGAGGCAGAGAACAAGGUGGAUGUGUAUGGCUACGUCGUCAAGCUAAGGCGACAGAGAUGCCUGAUGGUUCAAGUGGAGGCACAGUAUAUCCUGAUCCAUCAGGCCUUGGUGGAAUACAAUCAGUUUGGAGAAACAGAAGUGAGCUUGUCUGAAUUACAUUCAUAUCUACCUAACAUGAAGAAGAGAGACCCACCCAGUGAGCCAUCUCCACUGGAGGCUGAAUUCCAGAGACUUCCAUCAUAUAGGAGCUGGAGGACACAACACAUUGGAAAUCAAGAAGAAAAUAAAAGUAAAAACAGGAAUUCUCACAUCAUUCCAUAUGACUUUAACAGAGUGCCACUUAAACAUGAACUGGAAGUGAGCAAAGAGAGUGAGCGUGAUUCAGAUGAAUCUUCUGAUGACGACAGUGACUCAGAGGAAACCAGCAAAUACAUUAAUGCAUCUUUUAUAAUGAGUUACUGGAAGCCUGAGGUGAUGAUUGCUGCUCAGGGACCGCUGAAAGAGACCGUUGGUGACUUUUGGCAGAUGAUAUUCCAAAGAAAAGUCAAAGUUAUUGUUAUGCUGACAGAGCUAAGGAGUGGAGACCAGGAAGCCUGUGCUCAGUACUGGGGAGAAGGGAAGCAAACAUAUGGAGACAUAGAAGUUGAUAUGAAAGAAACCAACAUAUCUCCAGCUUACACCCUCCGUGUAUUUGAAUUGAGGCAUUCCAAGAGGAAAGAUCCUCGAACUGUGUGCCAAUAUCAAUACACCAACUGGAAUGUGGAAGAGCUUCCUGCAGAACCCGAGGAGUUGAUCUCUAUGAUUCAGGUUCUCAAACAAAAACUUCCCAAGAGGAGUGCCCCUGAAGGGAACAAGCAUCACAAGAGUGCAUCUCUCCUGGUUCACUGCAGAGAUGGAUCUCAGCAAACAGGAAUAUUUUGUGCCUUGUUAAAUCUCUUGGAAAGCGCAGAAACAGAAGAAGUGAUAGAUGUUUUUCAAGUAGUGAAAUCUCUACGCAAAGCUAGGCCAGGAAUGAUUCCCACCUUUGAGCAAUACCAAUUCCUAUAUGACAUCAUUGCUAGCACCUAUCCUGCCCAGAAUGGACAAGUAAAGAAAAACAACAAUCAAGAAGAUAAAAUUGAAUUUGAUAAUGAAGUGGACAAAACAAAACAGGAUGCUAAUUGUGUUAGUUCACCUGAUGCCCUAGAUAAGGUCCAGGAAGGAAACAAAGAGGAAGAAGGUUCCAAACCCACAAGUGAUCCUGAGGAGCCAGAGCACUCUGCCAAUGGUCCAGCAAGUCCAGCUUUAACUCAAAGUGCAUAGGAAAAGACAUAAGUGGGACAACU